Messenger RNA from Musa acuminata subsp. malaccensis (wild Malaysian banana), 3981 nucleotides. The record is from RefSeq and is a predicted model, not a curated record. NCBI's taxonomy places the organism in Eukaryota, Viridiplantae, Streptophyta, Magnoliopsida, Zingiberales, Musaceae.
AUGUCGACUGGUCAACAAACCCGCCUCGGCGAUUCCUCAGCUGCGAGGACGCACCCGGUCGGGACCCCGGGAGAUCAUCCCCCGCGGGAAGAGCCCCAAGAGGGGCGUCUCGCUGCGACUUCGGAGCAAUACUGGCGCAUGUUCAAUGACCCGGGCUUGUCGCCGCCUGACGCCACUGUCGUCCCCCCAUCAGUUUCCCCCGAGGCCUUCCACGACCUCGCCCACCAAGUAAGGGCACUGGCGGGCGUGGUGCAAGCCAUCGUUCCGCUCAUCCCCCAGCCGGCGCCCCCGCAAACGUCGAAAGGAGAGCCCGGAACGGAAUGGUACCAAGGAUCCCCGUUCGCGCCCGAAAUACAAGAUCAGGCCAUCCCGCCGCACUUUCGGCUUCCAUCCCUGGACACCUACAACGGCGCCACCGACCCCGCGGACCACGUAGCCGCGUUUCGCGCCCAAAUGGCGCUGUACGGAACCUCUGACGCCCUGAUGUGCAGGGCAUUCCCGACAACUUUGAGGGGGCCAGCCCGCGCAUGGUACGACAGCCUCAAGGCAGGAACCGUCUCUUCUUUCGACCAGCUCGCCCGGGACUUUGAGCUCAACUUCCUCGCCUACGCGCGUCCGAAGCCAUCCGCGGCGCUACUCCUCGGACUCAACCAAGGGGAAGAUGAGUCCCUUUCCCACUUCUUGGACCGUUUCACGACGCAGAUCCGAGGGCUCUCGGACGCUCAUCCUUCCCUAUUGAUGCAGGCGUUCAUGAUAGGCUUACGACCCUCCAGGUUCUUCUGGUCCCUGGUAGAGCGACCCCCCACAACUGUACCAGAGAUGCUUCAACGGGCGAGCCAAUUCGUCGCUGCAGAGACGUGGAUGGCCGGGAGACCCAGGGGACACAGGGGGACCAAAUCGGAGCCGCCUCGACAGCAACAGCCACCAACAUCUCGGCGCAGGUCGGACAGAUCUGACCCGACGGCUCCGAGGCCCCCCCUACCAGCUUUGAAUUCAUCUCAAACAGACAUAUUCCUUCAUAUAAGGGGAAAAGGUUUGCUCAAAGAACCCUACCCGAUGAGUGACCCCCGGGCGCUGGUAGAUCAAUCAAAAUACUAUCGCUUCCACCAGCAACGUGGGCACGACACUGAACAAUGCCGGGAGUUGAAAAGACAGAUCGAGGAACUCAUCCGCAGGGGGCACCUCGAUCAGUAUCUCCACCCGAACAAAGAAUCUUCUCCCCGCCCGGAAGGGCCCGUCGAGCGACGUAUCGACGUGAUAUCAGGCGGCCCCGCGUCCGGUGGAGACUCCAUGGCCCGCAAGAAGGCAUACGCCCGAGCCACCUCAGCUGAGGCCCCCAGACACGCGCCCGGACCCAGUGUCACCUUCCCGGCCAGGGCGUAUGAACAGGCCGAACACGAUGAUGCACUCGUGAUAUCAGCCAGGAUCGCUAACGCGCAGGUACAAAGGAUCAUGGUCGACACCGGAAGCUCGGCCGACAUACUAUACCUCGACGCCUAUCGGAAGCUCGGCCUACCCAGAGAUAGCAUGAAGCCGGUGUCCUCGGCGCUCACCGGCUUCACCGGUGAUUCAGUUUCGCCGCUGGGGGCGGUUACCUUGCCCCUGACCCUGGGAGUUCCACCAAAGUCGAAGACAACGAUGACCACCUUCUUGGUCAUCGACCUCCCCGCCGCUUACAACGCCAUCCUUGGUCGGCCGACACUCAACAAAGUUAGAGCUGUCGUCUCGACCUACUAUCAGACCGUGAAGUUCCCGACCUCCACAGGGACCGGUGAAACUACGGGAAGCCCUCGAGAAUCCCGGCGCUGUUACUUGACCGCCGUCUCGCUACCUAAGAAGCCCAAGGUCGAACCACCGUUGACGGACCCCCGAGAAAUGCAAAGGUCGGCUCCCCAUGCCGAGCCGAAGGGAACCACCGUCGUUGUGUCACUACAGGAAGGACGCCCGGAACGGGCGAUUAGGGUCGGGUUAGAGCUGCCCGAGCACGAACGAGAACAACUCGUCGGCCUCCUACAAGAAAACGCUGAUGUCUUCGCUUGGUCACCCUCUGACAUGCCAGGCGUCGACCCAGGGGUCUCCCUACAUCGCCUCAGUAUCUCCGCCGAAGCUCGUCCGGUAAAACAAAAGCUGAGGCGGCACGCCCCAGAACGGCAGACAGCCGUACGAGAAGAAGUAACUCGCCUCUUGAAAGCAGGCUUCAUAAAAGAAGCCGGAUACCCGCAAUGGCUGUCCAAUGUAGUUCUUGUCAAAAAAGCAAAUGGAAGCUGGAGGAUGUGCGUUGACUACACAAGCCUUAACAAGGCAUGCCCGAAGGACUGUUAUCCCCUACCAAGGGUCGACCAGCUGGUUGACGCCACGGCAGGCCACACCCGCCUGUCAUUUAUGGACGCCUUCUCGGGCUAUAACCAGAUCGGGAUGGCACCUGAAGAUCAAGAACACAUGGCCUUCAUCACCAAUCAAGGGGUCUACUUUUACAAAGUCAUGCCCUUCGGGCUGAAAAAUGCCGGCGCGACAUAUCAAAGGGCAGUAAACAGGAUAUUCGCCCGCCAGAUCGGCCGCAACAUGGAGGUGUACGUCGACGACAUGAUUAUAAAGAGCCAAGAAGCCGGGACUCACUUGGCUGAUUUGGCCGAAGCUUUCGCUACACUCCGCCAGGUCGGCAUGCGGCUCAACCCCGCGAAAUGCGCCUUCGGCGUCACAUCAGGAAAAUUCCUCGGAUUCAUCGUGCAUGAAAGAGGGAUCGACGCCGACCCAGAGAAGCUCCAGGCAAUCAUCAACAUGCAAUCGCCCCGGACUACCAAGGACUUGCAGCGCCUCAAUUGGAAACUCGUCGCCAUGUCCCGAUUCCUCGCUCGGUCAGGAGAUCGCUGUUUCCCCUUCUUCAAGGCACUGCAAAACCUGAAGGGCUUCCAAUGGACGACUGAAUGCGAGGAAGCCCUCCAGCAAGUAAAACGACACCUGGCCAACCUCCCGCGGCUCACCUCGGUUACUCCCGGCGAAAAACUGAGCAUAUAUCUGGCCGCUUCCCCGCACGCAGUAAGCUCCGUCCUGGUUAAAGAAAGCUCCAACGGCCAACUCUCGGUCUACUACACAAGCCACGUCCUCAGCGGCCCGGAGGAACGAUACCCUCCGAUCGAGAAGCUGGCGCUCGCCCUUGUGCUCUCCGCCCGGAAACUGCGCCCCUAUUUCCAGGCUCACCCCAUGGAGUCCGUCGCCGACUUCAUCGCGGAAUUAACCCAAGACGAGAGCGGGAGCCUCGGACGACCUCCCGAGGCCUGGGUCCUGCACGUCGACGGAUCGGCCAACUCAAAGGGUGCAGGCGCAAGGUUGGUGCUCCGAGCCCCCGACGGGCGGUCAUUCGAGCGUUCCCUCCGUUUCGGGUUCCGCGCCACUAAUAACGAAGCGGAGUACGAAGCACUCCUGGCGGGACUCAGGUUUGCCUUCGAGAUGCAGGUGGACUCCCUCCGUGUCCACACAGAUUCCCAGCUAGUGGCCGAGCAACUCAGUGGAGGAUAUGAGGCUCGCGACCCGACCAUGGCAAGAUACCUUGCACAGGUGAGGAACUUAACCAUGAAGUUCCAUCAUUUUACAUUAUCUAUUGUCCUAAGGGCGGAGAACGAGCGCGUUGACGCGCUGGCUAUGUUGGCCUCGAAACCUGCCCCCGAAGUCGGGCCGGAGGUCGAGGAGCUACCCGCCCGUGCCUUUGAAAUCGCGAUCGUGGCUACUGGCAGCGCGUCCUCCUGGGUACAAGAACUGCUGCACUACAAACGGGACGGAAUUCUUCCGCCCGACAAAGCAACAGCCCGGCGCCUGCUUCGCACGCACGCGUGGUAUAUCGAGGCGGGCGGGCGGCUCUACAAGCGAUCCUUCUCGUACCCCCUCCUGCGAUGCUUGGAGCCCGACGAGGCGCAAACCGUCCUGACAGAGAUACAUGAGGGUGCCUGCAGAGAACACAUCGGUGGGCGGACCUUAGCGCAUUAA